GAACGUGCCUCAGUCCAUCAUAGGGUUUCUUUAGAUCGCGGCUUCCUCACGGGAUCAGGUCAUUUGUGAGGCAGAAUCAGGGAUCGAUUUCGUGGUGAUUCUUUUGAUAUCGUUCUCGGCGAGAUCAGCUAAGGUUUUGGCGCCAAGAUGUUCGGGAGGGCGCCGAAGAAGAGUGAUAACACCAAGUACUAUGAGAUCCUAGGGGUGCCGCAGACUGCAUCGCCGGAGGACCUCAAAAAGGCGUACCGGAAGGCCGCCAUAAAAAACCAUCCUGAUAAGGGUGGCGACCCAGAGAAGUUUAAAGAGUUGGCCCAGGCUUAUGAGGUUCUUAGUGACCCUGAGAAGCGUGAAAUCUAUGAUCAGUAUGGGGAAGACGCUCUCAAGGAGGGAAUGGGAGGGGGUGGCGGUGGCCACAGCCCAUUCGACAUCUUUGAGUCAUUCUUUGGAGGGAGCCCUUUUGGAGGAGGUGGAAGCAGCCGAGGAGGACGAAGGCAGAGGAGAGGAGAAGAUGUUAUCCAUCCCCUUAAGGUGUCCUUGGAAGAGCUGUACAAUGGAACAUCCAAAAAACUCUCUCUUUCUCGGAAUGCCAUCUGCCAAAAGUGCAAUGGGAAGGGUUCAAAGUCUGGUGCUUCGAUGAAGUGCUCGGGCUGUCAAGGUUCAGGCAUGAAGGUUUCAAUUCGGCAGUUAGGGCCUGGCAUGAUCCAGCAAAUGCAGCACCCUUGCAACGAGUGUAAGGGGACAGGGGAGACGAUUAAUGAGAAGGAUCGCUGUUCCAAAUGUAAAGGUGAGAAGGUUGUGCAGGAGAAGAAGGUACUGGAGGUUGUGGUUGAGAAGGGAAUGCAGAAUGGCCAGAAGAUUACCUUCCCAGGCGAGGCUGAUGAAGCACCUGAUACUGUGACCGGAGAUAUUGUGUUUGUCCUUCAAGAGAAGGAACACCCCAAGUUCAAGAGAAAGGGAGAUGAUCUCUUUUUUGAACACACACUGUCACUUACCGAAGCACUCUGUGGCUUCCAUUUUGUCCUGACACACUUGGAUAACAGGCAGUUGCUUAUCAAGUCACACCCUGGUGAAGUUGUGAAACCUGACCAAUUUAAGGCAAUAAACGACGAAGGAAUGCCCAUGUACCAGAGGCCCUUCAUGAAGGGGAAGCUCUACAUCCACUUCACUGUGGAAUUCCCUGAUUCACUGACACCCGAUCAAUGUAAAGCGCUCGAGGCAGUGCUCCCGCCGAAGCCUGUAUCGAAGAUGACUGACAUGGAACUUGAUGAGUGCGAGGAAACAACGUUACAUGAUGUUAAUAUUGAUGAAGAAAUGAGAAGGAAGCAAACUCAGGAAGCUUACGAUGAAGAUGAGGACGCCCAUGGAGGUGCCCAGAGAGUGCAGUGUGCGCAACAAUAAGUUCUCUACUGCAGCUUGCUAGUAGAUCUAAUCUUGUGUUUUCUGUUUGCUAUUUACUCAGUCGUGCAGGAGCUCCAGACUGUUUUAGAUAAACUUGCUCUUGAUGUCUUAGAUAAAUUUCCAUUACAUUACAUUAUUUGACCUACCUAUUUAACAAAUAAUGUUUUAUUUAAAAUAAUCAAGGAAAAACAGCACCGAACUUGAAAAUAA
This is a messenger RNA of Zingiber officinale, 1608 nucleotides long. RefSeq names its product dnaJ protein homolog. Gene Ontology annotation, molecular function: ATP binding; Hsp70 protein binding. Lineage: Eukaryota; Viridiplantae; Streptophyta; Magnoliopsida; Zingiberales; Zingiberaceae. The coding region runs from base 148 to 1398 and encodes 416 amino acids. Gene Ontology annotation, biological process: response to heat; protein refolding. The transcript has 6 exons. Gene Ontology annotation, cellular component: cytosol; cytoplasm. The record is from RefSeq and is a predicted model, not a curated record.